This is a messenger RNA of Scomber japonicus (chub mackerel), 8508 nucleotides long. RefSeq names its product zinc finger homeobox protein 3-like. Gene Ontology annotation, molecular function: DNA-binding transcription factor activity, RNA polymerase II-specific; RNA polymerase II cis-regulatory region sequence-specific DNA binding. Lineage: Eukaryota; Metazoa; Chordata; Actinopteri; Scombriformes; Scombridae. Gene Ontology annotation, cellular component: nucleus. The transcript has 10 exons. The record is from RefSeq and is a predicted model, not a curated record. The coding region runs from base 1 to 8508 and encodes 2835 amino acids. Gene Ontology annotation, biological process: regulation of transcription by RNA polymerase II.
AUGGACAGCGGUGAGGGAGGAGGAGGGGAUGGAGGGGGAGGAGAGGAGAGAGAUGCUGACCUCAGUCCCCAGGCUUUAUCUCUUCCUCUCCUGACCCUGGCGGUCAUUCCAGAGCAGGGGUCAUCUUCUCAUACCUCAGCCGUGGCCCCUGCCAAAGAGCCCCUGACCCUGCCUCAGCAGGAGGAGGAGGGCGCAGAGGGGUCCCAGGGUAGAGAAGAGACCCAGGGAGGUGAACAGAAAGAAGGAAACCGGCAUUCACAGGAGAAUGGAACAUGUCAGAAGCAGGGGAUGAAGGAGGACUUCGGGGAGGGAUAUUUGUCAGGGCAAAAGGAGGAAGGUGGGGAGGUGCCUGUAGGUGUGGGAGAGGUGACAGUAACAGGGGGCCUACUAGAAGCCCUUAGCAGCAGAGGCGGAGAGGAGGAGACGGAAGAGGAGGAGGCCAUCUCAAACCAAAGCCAAACCAAAUCCAAAUGUUCUUUAUUACCUCAACAGAGCCAGCACAGCUCUUCUUCCAGCACUGCAAAGGCCAGUGGCACACUCGACAGCAAAAUAGCCGCCUCUCCAAAGCCCUCCCCCACUCCUUCCACCUCUCCAAAACCCUCCCCUUUUCUUUCCACCUCUCCAAAGCACUUCACUUGUCCAUCCUCCUCUUCUGCCCUGCUGAGCGAGACAGAGGUACAAGACAUUAAGGGAGAUCAGGGCUUGAUUUCUGGGUUUCCUCAGAGCUUUAAAUCCCAGCAGUCUACUCUGGCUUUUCCACUGGUAGGUACAGAGCCUGCCAGUAUACCUGCCGAGGAUGAUGGGCCGUCAGGGGUUCCUCACUCUUCCAUUUCCGAUGGAGAUGGUGCCAAAGCUCCAGAACCAAAUGACCGCCAGCUUGAGACAGAAGUGGAUGACGAGAGAGACAAAGAAGAAGAACAGAAAGAAGCUGUCCUUAAAAACCUCAACCAAGACCUCUCUCCUAAUUCACUGACUAGUCACAUGACCAUAAUGCACUCACGCAAUUCCUGCAAGACACUGAAAUGCCCCAAGUGUAACUGGCACUAUAAGUCCCAGCAUACACUGCAAGUUCACAUGAAGGAGAAACACCCAGAGACAGGAGGCCAGUGUGUGUGUGGCACCACUGGGGGAAAGUGUGUGUGUGGCGGUGCAACACGAGGUGUGUGUGGGUAUUGCAGUUCAGGGAAACCCCAUCCUCGCUUGGCCCGUGGUGAAACCUAUGCCUGUGGCUACAAGCCCUACCGCUGUGAGGUGUGUGACUAUGCUACCUCGUCAAAAGGCAACCUCAGCAUACACAUGCAGUCGGAUAAACACCUUAAUAACGUUCAAAAUGGGGGACACUCGAAUGGUCACAUGCACACUUCUCACGUUACCAACAACAGCAGCUCCUCCAAUGGUCACACAGUGGAUGAGCCGACAUACAAGCUCCCACUCUCUAUUCCUACGCCUACUACCCAGCCCACCAAGCUCACACCACCUGCACACUCUCACUCUCAUGGUAAGCGGUGGCGGUGUGAUGUGUGCGACUAUGAGACCAGCAUUGCCCGCAACCUGCGCAUACACACCACCAGCGAGAAACACACGCAUAACAUGCUACGGCUGCAGAGAGGUUAUUAUUUAUCCCACUGUAGGAGCCUUGCUCCUCAGCUUAAACACCUGCAAAACACAGGUGGGGAACUCUCCUUGAACAUGCAACUGACCAGUCAACAAGUUGCAGAACAGCCAGUGACCCUUGGGUCUACUCUGACUCCUUCUCCGUCCCCCUCUCCCUCUCCCCCUCCAGCCCCAUCUUUGUCCCCCACUGGACCCCUCUCCCAGGGUGUGUUCCAGUGCCUUGUCUGCUCCUGCUUUUCGUCCGACAGCUUAGAGUCUGUGGAGCAGCACCUGAACACCCCUCGCUCCCUGCCCCAGUCUGAGUGGUGCUCCCUGGUCGCUGGUGGCUGCCACUGCAGGCUGUGUGGCUACACCACCCCCCUGAGGGCUAACUUCUCCUUGCACUGCCAGACUGACAGACACCGCACCCGUUACCAGCUUGCUGCUCACCUCCAGGAGGGAGGAGACAGGGGUCAGGAGGGGGCCGCCCUUAUUGCUAAGGGCAACCCCGUCCAGCUGAGGUGCAACCUGUGUGACUAUGUGACCAGCAGUUUGGAAAAGCUACGAGGACAUUCCCUCAGUUCACACCAUGAGGCCAGCGUCCGGGUUUACCAAUUCCUGCAGCAGUAUGAUGGUGAGGUUGAUGGAGGUUCAUGGCUGUUCCAUUGUCUCCUAUGCAACCACUCCUCCUCUUCUAAACUCCAAGUACUAAAACACAGUCAAACCCCGACCCAUCAGCAGAGGGAAGGGCUACUGCAGCUGCAGCCAAUGGGCGGAGAGGAGCUGGCAGCAAUUUUUACCAUCAGGAAAAGCCCUGAUGGGGUCACAGGAGAGUUCAGCGAUGAUAUGGAAACUUCCAGUGAGAUCACCACUGGUCCUUUGGACCAAACCAAAGACACAUUUAACUUGGGGUCAGAGCAGAUUUCUAAGGAGACAGAAGACACUAGGGGGGAAGAAAGGGAAAAAAGGGAGUCAUUGUCCCCAGUCAAGCGUCCAUUGUCUGGAUGCGGGGAAAUGGAAAACUCCAUCUCAACCAAACGCCCCAGAAUACACCAGCAAAAUGAGAACCAGCAGACUGUCCAGUGCCCUUUGUGCCAGGUUAAAGUCCCAUACGUACACCUUCGACAGCAUCUCACACAUGUGCACAGUGUUGCACAGGACUGUGUAGAAAAGCUCAUCAGCGUAGUCACACCACCCAUGGAACAACCGCAGCCUCAGCUGGAGACAGAGUUACAGACAUACUCUCGCACAGAUGAUACUCAGAAAAAUAAAAACAUCAAGAAUGACAAUGCAAAUAGUUUCAAUACUGCUGAUUCCGUUGCCUCAGUUGAUUCACAGAAAAACAAAGGCAUUUCAGGAGAGAACACUGAGGGAGAUGUAGCCGCACCCAAAGAUGUCACAGCUCUACUCACCCCACCCCUGGAAGACAACACUGCUCACCCUUCCAAUGGCAGACUUGUUCCUCAGUCCCCGACUCAGACACCCCCCUCCUCCCCACCCACCUCUCCAACCAGCGAUCUCCCUCCCCUUUCUGAUCGCCAUGGUUACCGGUUCCGUUGCAGCAGGUGCAGCCUGGCGUUCCCCACUCAGGAGAAGCUCCAGCUGCACUGGCAGUACCAUGCCAUGAGGGCGGCGACAGAGUGCCCCCUCUGUUCUAGACAAUGUCGCAGUCAGGAGGCCCUGCAGAGACACAUGCAGAACACACACUCACAGUUGGACAACACCCAGGGGCAGAAUACACUCUUACCGCCUCAUACUGCGCAAUACAUGGAGAAUAAUAAAAAUUCAGUUCAUCAAGAUUUUAGCCUGUCACCGCAAGUGGGUCAAGAAGCAGGAGAGGGUGAGGAUGAAGAAACAGAGGAAGAUGCACUUGGCUUGGAGGGAAAGGAGGAACAAAAAGAGGAAGUUAAAAUUAAAGAGAAGGACAUAGCGGGUCAGGUUGAUGGAGCUGAAGAUGAUUUAAUUGAGCCAGAAAAAGGGCCCCAUGAGGAAAUUAUAUCAGAACCUAGUUCCAGCUCUCCUUUCAAGAAGAGCUCUAACCCCACAAUGGACCGCUAUCUGGAUCCAUCCAGGCCGUAUAAAUGCACCAUAUGUUCUGAAUCUUUUACUCAGAAAACUAUUCUUCUGGUUCACUAUAACUCUGUGUCCCAUCUCCACCGGGCCAGACGAGCUCUGCAGGACUCUGGCACAGGUGUUGCUGCUCCCGAGACUCCCCGUGGCCCAGAUCCUAGACCCUACCGCUGUCGAUUGUGUGGAGUAGGCUACAGCCAAAGCUCCACACUGGACAUACAUCUUCGCUCUGUCCUUCACCAGACAAGAGCUCGUGCUGCCCAGAACCCAGGUCCACAGACCUCAGCGUCUAGUGUAGCUACUUCAGUAUCAAUGCCCACCACUGCUACUCAGGCUGCUACCACGAGAGAGGAAACGUCCAAGAGUUUGCCUUUUACCAAGAGACCAGAUAUAGUGAGCUCUUCAACCUCUUUAUUAGGCUUAACAGCUGAGACCCAGUCAACCCUCUCUAGCCCAGUUGACAGCCAGCAGGCUAAAACAAGAGUGGCAGAACUGCUAGCAUCAAGAAACCAGCUAAUGCUAAUACAACAGCAGCAGCAAUUAGCCCAGGCACAGGCCCAAGCUCAAUUACAACACACAGCCCUGCUGCAGUCCCAAAUGAUGCAGCACCUCCCCAUAGUGCCAGAGAAUCUCCUUCAACAACACUUUUCUCUGGCACCAGACAACUUGCUUUCUCUGCAGCAACAGCUUCUUCUGCCCUUUUACUUUGCUGGAGACAUGACAUUUAACCCAGAAUUGGCUAUUAAGAGCCUAGAAUUUAGUCCGUCAGAAUCUGCCAGCUCCACCCCAAAAGAACAUGUUAAGACAGAGGCUAAACAAGAGUCCCUACCUCAAACAGAUGAGAAACACAUCCAGAAAAAAAGUUCAUAUUCAAGUGUUGUCCAACCAAAAGAUCAUAUACAGUUUGACACCAGGGUUGAAACAGGCAGCAGUGGAUCCACCACCAACCGUACAGAAAAAGAAUCCAGCACAAGUCUUGAGGAAGAAAAAGAACAUAUGCCUGUUUAUACUGUUAAAAAAGAAAGUCACACAGAGGAAAAAGAUUCCUCUUCAUUUAAUCCUCUUGGAUUGCAGUGUCCUCCUCCUAGAGUGCCCUACGCUGCUGUGAAUGGGGAACCUCUCAGAGCUCUGCUGCAGAGUUAUGGCUAUGAGUUGGCAUUACAAUAUUUACAAAGUAGACACAGACACCAGCAGCAGAUAGUAACACAAAUGAUAUCAGAAAAACAAGUGUGCUCUCGUAUGAACAAGAUGGAGGUGUACUCAGAGGAAGAAAAAUAUGAGUUUAGUAAAUUACAGGCUGGAAAGGUGGAAGCCUGCCAUAAGGGUGACACAAAAGGAGUAGAAGGCAAUGGAGGCAUUGAUAGCUUGUCAAAGGAGAAAAGGCAGAACAACCAGGAGAAAUCUGCAAACAAAGAGAAAGGAUGCUGUGGAAUAGGAGAAAAGUGUAGAGACUGUGGCAAGUUUUUUUCAGAUUCCAUGAUUUUAAAAAGCCACCAGGAGUACAUUCACAGGAUGACGUUUCCCACUGCUGCACUAGAGAGGUUUUCCAGAGAAUACAGGCUGCAGUAUGAUCAGAUGUACCCACUCACACAGCCGAAAUUGGCAGAUAAUUCAACUGCUAGUAACCAAGCUGCAGUCCCAGCUACAUCAUCAGAAUCAGAACCUGUACCUGAACCAGUUAAGGCUCAAGUUAAAAACACUGCAACCUCACCUGAAAACUCAGUUUCAGAUUCCGUAACCAAAACAUGCGCUCAAGCUACUGACCAGACACUAACUGCCCCUGCACCAUCUCCACCUCUUUCUCCUUCUCAACCUCAAACAUUGCCACAACAGGACGCACCUAUCCCAAGCACAUCUGCUACAGUUACUUCUCAAACCACAUCUCCAGCUAAGGCCAUGCCUCUUUCCUUAUCGAAAAUCCCUAUGCUCCCUCUGUCCUUGCCCCACCUUCCUCUACCCUCACUGAAUUUACCUAAGCUUCCCCUACCCCCCAUUCCUUUCCCAAUGGAGCUACCUCUCCUCCCUCCAGUUAUGAUGCAGUCUGUGGCUCUCCAGCCUCAAUCUUGGAUAGAUUCAAGUGUGAACCCUGAGCUGGCAAAACUCUACCAAACUCAACUCAACCCAGCACUGCUAGGGCAACAGCCACAGCUCAGUCCAGCAUUGCUAGCCCAGCAGCCCCAGCUCAGCCCAGCUUUGCUAGGUCAGCCUCCACAACUUAAUCCUGCCUUGCUGGGCCAACAAUCCCAACCCAGCCCCAGCCAAACAGGACAGCAACCUCAAGUCAGCCCAACAAUACUCGAACAAUCGCAGUGUAAAAGAACCCGAACACGAAUCUCUGAGGAGCAACUAACUGUUCUGAGAAAACACUUUGAUAUUAACACCCUCCCUGGUGAUGACGAGAUAAAUGAGAUGUCUGCUCUGUCUGGUCUGCCUCACAAAGUAAUCAAACACUGGUUCCGCAACACCCUCUUUAAAGAGCGCCAGCGAGACAAGGAUUCCCCUUACAAUUUUAAUAAUCCUCCCACCAUAACCCUUGAGGAGUCCAGAGAGGAAGCAGCCCAAAACCAGCCUCUGUCACUUUCUCCAUCUUCACUUUCCCCGGGCCUCCCAGUCAACACCUCCCCACAGCCCCAGACAACAGACCCCCAUAGGGGCAGACGCUCUUCUCGAACCCGCUUCACGGAGCAACAGCUGGAGACCCUGCAAAGGGUAUUUGAGGCCACUCCCUACCCCAGAGAGGAAGAAUAUGACAGGUUGUCUGCUCUGUUGUCCCUCCCUAACCGAGUUAUUGUUGUAUGGUUCCAGAAUGCUAGACAGAGAGCCCGCAAAAGUCAAGACAGGGGGACAGAUGAUGGAUUAGAGGGAAAUAACCAGCUUGGCAAUGCUCACAGGCACAGAAAUGGCGACUAUAAGAAUGAUGGUGACAAUGAGGAUAACAGUUGUGGGGAUGAAGGACAAUGUGACUCUCAAAAUGAAAACUCCAUGGAUCUGACAUAUGAGUAUUAUACUCACCCUGAGUCACCAGCCAUUGAUUAUUCUACUCACUGCACAGAAAGUGAGCAUCUAACAGCCAAAGGUGAACCAGCACCUGUUAUGAGGAAACAAGAAGAUAAAACAAUCUCUCCUCAGGCUAACAAGAGCCCAGCUACUGUUCAGAUUCAAAAUGGAAUUUCAAAUACAGAAACACAGCAUAAGGAAAUUGUUCAGGCCAUACAAACAGUGUCCUCCCCACAACCUGAGGUCCAGCUGAAGCCUGAAGGUACAAUGGAAAGACCCCAGCCUCGUUCUUCCUCCUCUUCACAAAAAAUAGUACCUCUCACUCCGUCUAUAUCUGAUGCAAGCCGGGGUCAUGCACAUAGCCCUCCCUCUUAUCCAGUUGUUGAAAAGCCUAAUGAUACAUCUCCCAGCCUGCCUUCUGCUCCAGAGUCCGAAAGAAGCGACAUUCAGCACCUUGAGGUCACUUCUGGACCAUCCACUGAAACCCAGCCACAAAGCCAACUCCAACCCCAAACCCAGGCUCAGUUCCAGUGCAGUCUCUGCCCAAUGUCCUUGCCAUCGUUCCAGCUGUGGCAAGAGCAUCAGACCAGGCACCUCCUGGCAGCUCAGUCCCAGGUCCAACUCCUCCAUUCUGGCUUUGCAGACCGAACCAUGCCUUACAUGAUGCUUCACUCCAACCACACCCUGAUGGCCAGCCAAAUGCUUUCAGGCGCUAUGUCCCAGAUGCACCCUAAUCCCGCACAUACAAUGAUUUCACACUUAAAUAGCAUACAAAUUAAGAAUACACUCUCUGACCACUCGAGUAACAACCUCAACAGCCUCUCUCAAAGUUCCCUAACACCUAUGAAGCAGAGUUCAAAGGUUUUGUCAGAGACCAGUUUUGAGGGCCAAAGGUGUGGUAGAGAGGUUGAGGAGGAGCACCGAAGGGAUAAGCGCCAGAGAACAACCAUCACCCCAGAACAACUUGAAGUGUUGUAUCAGCGCUACAGCUUGGACUCAAACCCCACCAGAGGAGUCUUGGAAGGCAUUGCACGAGAUGUGGGCCUUACAAGACGUGUGGUUCAGGUGUGGUUUCAGAACACCAGAGCCAGAGAGAGGAAAGGACAGUUCCGGUCAAUGGGGCCAGGAUCCAGUUUCACCUUGGGUUUGAACCACCUGCGCUGCCCAUUCUGCAGGGCUCUCUUCAAGGUAAAGAGUGCUCUGGAUGCCCAUAUGAGGUCACGCCACUGGGCAGAGGCUGAAAGAGCAGGCUACAACCUGUCAAUGAGUAAUGGAUCCAAUGGCCAGAUGGGGAUGGUUAUGUCAUCUUUCAUGGACAAACCAGGCCCAUCUAUAUCUUGUAACCCUAUCCCAAACCCUGGCUAUAUCAUCAGCAACAAAGACUUAGCAGUGAAGCCAACUGUGACUUCUUUGUCUUCAACCACUGACCUGAACCACCCAGAGGAGGAUGAUGACUUUGAUGAAGAGGACGAGGAGUACCCAUGUGACGAGGGUUCAAGUAUGGCUGACCAAGGGUCUCCGGGUCCUGAGGGAUCUGGGGGUCCAAGCUUUGAUUGGGGUGAGACACAAACUCUUCAACAGCACCAACAUCAGCAGCAGCGCCAAAGGACACAGAUGAGCCACUUCCAGGUACUCCAGCUCAGAGACUUCUACAGGAGCCACCGUACACCCAACCGACAUGAGUGUGAGGCACUGGGCCAGGAGUUGGGACUGCCUCACCGCGUGGUGCAGGUGUGGUUUCAGAAUGCCAGAGCCAAGGAGAAGAGAGCCAGGAGCCUGAGCUCUGACUCUGCAGAGAGGGAGCAGGCUGAGCUGACUGCAGGGGCAGGGGAGAGAGACAGAGCUUAG